Daphnia pulex (common water flea) is the source of this 2225-nucleotide messenger RNA. RefSeq lists its product as uncharacterized. The record is from RefSeq and is a predicted model, not a curated record. The transcript has 4 exons. NCBI's taxonomy places the organism in Eukaryota, Metazoa, Arthropoda, Branchiopoda, Diplostraca, Daphniidae. The coding region runs from base 263 to 1267 and encodes 334 amino acids.
AAACCAUCUACCGGUGAAAUAAGGAAACUGCUGCUGCUGUUAUUAGUCGGCUGAUGCGACUUGCUUUUUUAGUUUUUUCGUCUUCCUUUCAACUUUUGAAGUUUCGUUAAUCCGCUGAAUCAAAACAAACGUUAACAGUCUUUAAAGUCUAUCUGACUGAUUAAUUGAAUCUCAUCUUCAUGCUUUUUAAAAAAAUUUCCCCACUGUUGUGAUAGCCAUUUCAAAGUAUUGACAGUCAGCUGACAUAGAUUUUACUUGUAAAAUGGGCAGUCAAAAAAUAUUGAACUGCAUUUCGAACAAGACCUUCCAUAUCCUGAACUGUGCCUUUCUAAUUAUAGUGCUUAUCCUCCAAUCUCUUGUUCUGAAUACCUACAUAAUUUCCUACACAUGGAACUGGGAUCUGGCUAGUUACUUUUGGUUUCUUGGCGAUCUUUUCAUGGCUGGUCUGUUUGUUGCCAUGUCAAUCAGGGCAUAUUCUUACCUGACUGAACAGAAGCUACUGAAGAAGAAAAAGGAAGAAAAGCACAGUCUUUCUACAGUACCAAGUCCAGUAGGAAAGAGUGUUCUUGGAGUUCUCCCUUUGUGUUAUUUGGCAUGGAUUUGUUAUGCCACAUGCCUAGUCACCAAAGUAGCUUUCAUAUUCAAAUCUGAAAUCAUCAACACACUCAAACCUCAAGAUAUAUUUGGCCCACAAUUGUUGAAGUUUACCAUUUCCUCAUCAACUAUUGUGUUUAUAUUGUUAGUUGCUGCUCAUCAUGAUUCAGAAAAAGAUUCUCAGCGUGCCCUUGCCAUCAAGUCCAUGUGCACAAACACGGCGUUCGAGCUGCUGGAUUCGGUUGCUUUUCUUAGCAUCCUCAUUAUUAAAGAGUCUCAUCUCGCUGUUACUUACGACUUUGAAAACUUUGUUCUUGUUUUUGCGUGUAUCAAUUUCUUCCUGCCAACUAUUGCCCUCUAUCAAUAUUCGUUGAGCGAUUUCGGUCAACUAGAAAAACCUCUUGAUCUAAACGGUGUUUAUCACCUGAGUCAUAUGUCAUUGGUUAACGUCCCCUACUUAGCCGUUCGAGUCUACUUGUGGUCAGGCUAUGGAUCUGAUAUCUCUCUUUUCGUCAUGAAAAAUGUGAUCGGUAUUUUGUGGCAUUUAAAAGACAUUGUUCCUGAUUUUAUUCUUUUGCACAAACAGUGUAGAGCGAUGCGCGGCGGAAUUGUUCGCCAUCGCAAAGUUGUUGACGAAUGUAAAGACGAUGCUGUCGAACUCGAACAAAUCUAAGAAAACAAAAAACAAAAAAAAACUCGCACAGUUGUAUCAUGUAAUUCAAAUACUCUUAACCUUGGCCAUCAGUGACAAUAUAACAUCUCAAACCUCACGUGUCGAUUUGUAUAAUCUUCCUUCAAAUAAAUAAUAAAGUCAGUAAUAAAAGUUGGUUGUCUUUUUAAUCAGUUUACCAAAUUGAAUGCAAAGUAACACAUGCCCAAAAGUACAACAAUAAUAAGCCCGCGGCAGACGGUGGGGUCGGUGGGUGUGAACAAUAGUAACUAUUUAAACUUAAAUUUAAAAAAAAAUUUGCCUGGAGCAUGAAAAUCUCACCCUGUUGUCAAUCCCGAGUUGUUAAUUAAAAGGAAACUCGCUAGAGACGACACUCUUGAACUAAGUCUCGUGCCCAGUACACCUGUAGUCGAUCGUCUGGUGUACUUUAUUCACACCUGUUAGCGCCAUGAAAGUUUGCACGUCAGCCAUUUUUCUUGUAGUGAUGGUGGCCGCAAAUCUGCCCACCAUUCGAGGCCAAAUGGGGUACAACUACCACAACGAUCUCUACGACGCUCAAGCAGCAUACGCCUGUCAAAGUGGGGCUUAUGGAUCAGCUUAUAACUGCGGAUAUGGCACACGGAAUCAAAAUUGGUUUGGAUCUUUCUAUUUAGGCAAAGCCAAUCCAUACGGAUUUGUCAGCACUAUGCCUUACGGUUAUGGUUCCGGAGCACAGCCUUUCUUCUCGGACCCUUACUCUGGAGGAUGGCCAGGAACUAGUUAUGCCCCAGGUGGUUACUUGGCAUCAGCACUUCCAGUCUACAAUAAUUUUUAUCCUAAUCCAAAUGUUCGUUAUUAACUUGUUUUCAUUCUAAAUGUAUGGGGUGAAUUUGUUGUUAUACACGCUGCGUAAACUUUAGAAGUAAAAUGUAUUUACUGUAAACUGAUAUCCACGCAAAUAUAUUAUCGUUCCAACCAUAAA